Messenger RNA from Halichondria panicea, 1574 nucleotides. Its product is annotated as N-acetylglucosamine-6-phosphate deacetylase-like. The transcript is spliced from 6 exons. Gene Ontology annotation, molecular function: N-acetylglucosamine-6-phosphate deacetylase activity. Gene Ontology annotation, biological process: N-acetylglucosamine catabolic process. Bases 124 to 1425 code for a protein of 433 amino acids. NCBI's taxonomy places the organism in Eukaryota, Metazoa, Porifera, Demospongiae, Suberitida, Halichondriidae. The record is from RefSeq and is a predicted model, not a curated record.
CAACAGUGGACCACGUGACAUCUUGGCAAGUAGUUUCCUAAUUCCGUAGAAGCUGAUUUCCUGCAAGUAUUUUGCAACCAAAAGUACAGAAAGCAAGUGGCAAGCACUAUACAGAGAAAGAGUAUGGAGGUUAAAGAUGCUGGAAAGAGACUGAAAAACAACACAGACUCUGGAAACAACAAAAGUUACCACAUGGCUAGUAAAGAAGGUCUGGUUACUCGCUUCAAGGGAGGAGAUCUCAUCCUAGAAGAUGGCAGAUUGGUCAGAGAGGAUCUGUGGGUGAGAAAUGGACGAAUACUGGAUCCGUUGCAUCUGUUUUAUGAGGAGAAGAAAAAGGCCGAUGUCGUUGUCGAUUGCUCUGGCUUGCUCAUAUCACCAGGAUUCAUUGAUAUCCAAAUAAAUGGUGCAUUUGGUGUGGACUUCUCGUCCCUAACAAAAGACAAUGUUGACAGUGGUCUCUCUCGUGUUAGCAAGGGCCUGGUGCAACAUGGAGUCACUGCAUACGUCCCCACAAUCGUCACCUCUGAAUCAGAUUACUACAAACGAGUGCUGCCUCUCUUAACUCCGCGUGCAGGUGGACGGGACGGUGCCGCUGUGCUGGGGGUCCAUUGCGAAGGGCCGUUUAUAAACAUAGAGAAAAAAGGAGCUCACGAACAAGCAUUCAUUCAACCGUCUCUCUCACCCGCCCUUCUUCAAAAUGUCUACGGCUCUCAACUGGACAACGUUCGACUGGUAACACUAGCACCUGAGCUGGAGGGGGGACUGGAGACAAUAGCGUGGUUGAAAGAGAGAAGAAACGAGAAGGAGAUCGUUGUUGCGAUUGGUCACUCUAUGGCUAAUCUGAGACAGGCUGAGGAAGCUGUGAGGAGUGGGGCCUCUCUCAUCACUCACCUCUUCAAUGCAAUGCUGCCGUUCCAUCACCGUGACCCUGGCAUAGUGGGCCUACUUACAAGCCUCAAGCUGGAGGAGAGGAGUGUCUACUAUGGUCUCAUAGCUGAUGGUCUACACACUCAUGAGACAGUUCAAAGAAUAGCCUACACUGCCUUUCCUAAAGGUGCACUUUUGGUGACUGAUGCUCUGGCUGCCAUGGGUCUCCCUGACGGUACCCACCUUCUAGGCACUCACACUGUGGAGGUGAAGGAUGGGGCAGCCAGGCUCACAGGGACCAACACACUAGCCGGAAGUAUUGCCUCAAUGGAUUUCUGUGUGAGGCACUUCAAAGAUGCAACUGGUUGCUCCCUUGGUGAGGCUGUAGUCGCAGCCACUCUUCACCCGGCCCAAGCUCUAGGUCUGGAGAAAGAACGAGGAACUCUGUCUUACCGUGCUAGGGCCGAUUUAGUUAUUCUGAACUCUAGUCUAGUUGUGCAGGCCACCUGCAUUGCAGGGGAGUUGGUCUGGUGUAGACAGGGUAGCAGGUUUAAUUAGUCAACAAACUGUCUAGUUUCUUCUCUUUACAAGGAUUUUUUAAGUUUUGCUUGUUUUGUGAUUACCUGUACGUACUUAUUAUUUAUCGUCAUGAUGACAUCAUCAUUUUUUACCCCAUGUAAACAGCAUGUUGAUCAAUGUCAAUGUCA